Molecule: messenger RNA, 4876 nt
Organism: Diprion similis
Lineage: Eukaryota; Metazoa; Arthropoda; Insecta; Hymenoptera; Diprionidae
Exons: 19
Coding region: 635-4666 (1343 amino acids)
Biological process (GO): phosphorylation
Molecular function (GO): ATP binding; kinase activity
Source: RefSeq, a predicted model, not a curated record
UCGUUGUUUGACUUAAAAAUUAUUUCUCUGGCGUAAAGACGCCUCAGAAAAAAGUGACCAUCUUUGAAGAAUUGUUAGCUUAUUACGUCUUUUAUAAACUCACGGAGCAAACAAUUUUGCACCUUUUUUUCUCGACCUUGAGUGUAUAAAGAAUCAUUAAGUUAUGAUGUUUAUGCAUUCACCGGGAGAGCAAAGAUAUACUAGAAUCCUGUAAUUUUCGUCAAGGCACAGAGAGCGGUAGCCACGUAAUUCUGUUGACGGUUCUUCGCCACAUCGUUACAUAAUCACACUGUGGUUGUCAUUUUUUACAACUACUAUAGUUUACUAGUAAAACCUUGAAAACAAACACAGCCUUACUUCCAACUCUAGGAUUUUUAACCGAAGCUGGUGUAAGUUUGUGCUGAUGAAUAAUAAAAUUUCGUAUUUAAGUGACAUAUUACCAGUUUUGUAAAAUCAGAUGUCUACAUCGUACAUGACAAAGUUCACUCGGUGAAGAUACACUUUAUUAUUAACGUUGCGACAGCUCAGGAAUUAUCAGUACUGAAUAUACCACUUAUCUCACAACGAACACCGUUGAGCCAAUACUAAUUUCAAUCAUGUUAUUUAGAUUACGUAGUACUAAAAGUUAUGGAAAAUGGGCUGGAUCAUAGUAGCAAUUCAAAUAGUUACGGUAACUAUAUUGCCUGUAUGGAUUUACUUGUGGUUGAACAAACCUGUUCAAAAGAAACUCGUUAAAAAUUCUAUCAUCAGUCAUUAUACAAUACCAGAAUGGAAUUUUCAUUUGAAGCGAUGUUGGGCUGCAUAUUGUAUAAAGGAUGCGAUAAGGAAAAAAGCUGAAAUGUCAAAAAAUACGUUUAAAAAAGCUACAAUUGAGAAAAAAGAUGACAUAAUGGUGCCAAAAGAACUGGAAGAACUUAGGAAAUUAACUGAUGAAAAUAGUUCAGAUAGUAUCCAAUUCUAUGCUACAGAUCAGAAAGGGAAUUUUGUAUUCAUAAAUUUGACACGAAGAAGACAUCGAACUGCUGAAUUAAUACUUCAACUAAGUUUAGCUGAUGGACGCACGUAUCAACUUCCUAAUCAUCCAGACAGUGUGAUCUUCAACAACGUGAGUCGUGGAUGGUCUGCUGCAGGAUUGAAAAUCACACCUCUGGAUCCAUUGAGACGCUGGAGAAUUACUUUCAAUGGUUUAUUGAGAAAUGGGAUCAAACGUAAUUAUCGCCAAAAUGAUGGAAAAGUAGAACAUCUUCGUUUCCAUUUUAUAUACACUGCUGCUGCUCCACCACUGUUAUGGCCAAAAGAUUGGAGUCCUGGUCUACAAGCAGAUGCUCUGGCUAGAGAACCUUGGAAAAAUCCUGAAUGGAUAAAUAUGAUCAAACUGAACAAGACUGGUGGAUUUGACCAAUGGGGAACCUUAGUUGGUCAAUUAAUUUUCCAAGAUUCUUCAAGUACUGAAUUAUAUUUGCGCGGGCUACGACAGAGGCGUUGGGGUGUGCAUAAACCUGUACAACUACAUAGAACUGUUAACAUUGUUGGUGUAAUGUACGACGGAACAAUGUAUUGUUUGGGCGCAGAUAGUUCUAAGGAAGGCUUAACACAUAUGAAAUUCGGCCAUAUCAGGAAAGCUAACGAUUUGGUAUUCCCCAUUGAUUGGUUGGAUUUUGAUUUAGCUUCUUAUGCUGAACAGAGGGAGAACAUUCCCACUAGAUAUAAAGUCAAUUUCCGAGCUGGUGGGAAGAAAUAUCGCACUGAAAUAUGUCGCAUAAUGGAUUCUGGAGCCACUUUGUAUGGUGGACGUCCAUGGAAUUGGGAAGCCAGAGUUUUUAACACCGAAACAAAACUGAAUAACGACACAGGAUAUGGAAUAGCAUAUUUGUGGUACAAUUAUAAUGGGCCAAGCCCAUUGAAAUCAGCAGAAAAGAUAUCUCACAUCCUACCAUUAAAUUUGAAACCGGAAGUUGAUUUAUACACAGUUUCGUUUAAGGACCGAAUCUGCCAAAGUGAGACGGUGGUUGGUGGUAAAGGAUCUUCGAUAGCAUUACUAACAUCUAUCCCACAUAAAGAGUUCAUUGUACCUUCAGGAUUUUGCAUUACCACAGCUGCCCUGAAUCUACAUAUUGAGAAAAAUGAAGCAUUAGCAAAUGCUGUUACUUAUGUUAAAAACGUUAGUGCAGGAAUAUUGAAGGCUGAUUUAAAAGUAGCAUGCGAGAAAGCUGUAGAACUUUUUGAACAAACUCCUAUACUCGAACCAAUUCAAGCAGCAAUAAGAAAAUCUGUGUCAGAUUCUGAUUCUAAUCUGCAAACUGACUUGAAAAUACCAGACAAGCUUGAAAGAUUUGCAGUGAGAUCGAGCGCCGUUGGGGAAGACAGUGAAGAUACUUCAGCUGCAGGUCAAAAUGCGACAUUCCUUGGAUUGAGAGGUGUUGAAAAUAUCAUUAAAGCAGUCGCGAAAUGCUGGGGUAGUUUAUAUGCAUAUCAAAGUGUAGAAUACAGGAGACAACAUGGUCAACCGAUAAAAGCUGAAAUGGGGGUUUGUGUCCAGCAAAUGGUUAAUGCCGAGGCAGCUGGUGUAAUGUUCACAAGACAUCCAACUUCCGGAGACCCUAGACAAAUUCUCAUAACAGCUAAUUUUGGCCUGGGAGAGAGUGUUGUUUCUGCAAUGAUUGAACCUGACACAGUAAUUGUUGAGAGAAGUUUGAACAAUGAUUUAGCAGUAAAAGACCUCAAGUUGGGAAAGAAAACUCACAAAGUUUCAAUGACUUUGGACGAGGGCACGGUAACUGAGGAGCUCAAAGACUCUUACCACAACGAACUCUGUAUUUCGGAAGAAGUUGCUUUGAAAUUAAGCAAAAUGGGCACACAUUUAGAAGCGUUGUUUGGCACUGCACGUGAUAUUGAAUGGGCUGUUGCACAGGGAAAAAUAUUCUUGCUGCAAGCACGCCCAGUUACAGCUUUGGAUAACUGGUCUGAUUUUGAAAUAACCCAUGAAUUAGAUUCACCAGUGCCCAGUGAAAUUGAUAUUCUAGUAUUUUCUAAUGUUGGAGAGGUUUAUCCAGGAGCUACGUCACCGCUGACAUUGAGUACUGUUGUUCGAUCACUGGACAGGGCAAUCCAGCUUGAUUCUACAUCUAGACCAACCAAUUCUUAUUGCGAAACUUUUAUUGGUACUACUGGAAUGAGAUGCUACAUGAAUUAUAUGAAUACAAUAUUGCGUGAAGUUGAGUCCAAAGUAUCUUUAGGCAAUAAGAUCAUCGAUAUCGCAGUUUGCGGUCAUGAAGUAACAACCCCAGAGCUUCAUGCUUUGGCUGUGAAAAGGAAUGGGCUCCAGGGAAUAAAGAGUAAACUGAAAUUGUAUAAAGCCAUAAUAACAGAUACUUGGGUCAAUGGAAAGAUAGAACAACUGGCCAAGAAAUUUUAUGCAAAUUUCAAAUUUGAUGUUCAGUCCUAUGUAAGGGCAGAACAUCUUUACAAAGAUCUCGAUGAUAAUUUCGAGAAGUUGCUUCAGGCAUCAGCAUAUCAUGCUCAUACAUCAAGAGUGAGUGUAUUCUGUCAAAUUGUUGCAAUAUCAAUCUUAACAGAAGGUGCUCAAGAUUUGAAUGCGGACCACUAUUCAGAUGUAAGCAUAUUCCUAGGUUCCUGCAGUGACGUAGUGAGCGCUCAAGUUCCCACAGCCCUACGUAAACUUGCCAAUACAAUAAAAAAUGGUGGAAAAGCUGAGGAAUUUGUUAAGCUAGAUCCAAGAGAAGCUAGAGAUUGGUUAACGCUGAAUUGUACUACAGCUGCUGUCGUAUUUGAUGAUUUUUUGAAAGAACACGGACACAGGUGUAUAAGAGAAUUAGAUUUGAUGACUGAAACAUGGGAUAUGAAGCCUGAAAAACUAAUAUCCUCACUUCAGGCAGCUGUAGCAUCGUCAGCAGAGCCACCAGUGAUCAAAGAAUUAAGUGUAGCCGAAACUGUAGAUCGAUUACACACACCGAAAAGUCGAGUCACAAGGAAGAUAUUGAAGAUGCUGGUGCCACUUAACAGGAGUGCCGUUAGUCGCAGAGAAUUCACGAAAGCUGUUUUAGUUUCCACAGUCAAUUCUUUGAGAUUAGGAUACCGAAAACUUGGUGAAUUAAUGGUCGAGGAUGGCCAACUACCUGACAUGAAUUUGAUAUUCUUUCUUACUCAUCAGGAAAUUGGUCUGUUAUUACUUGGUCCAAAUCCAACAUUAGUGCAAAAAGCGAUAAGAAGACAAAGGCUUUAUCCUCACUGUGAUAAAAUUCAAUUUCCUGAAGUCAAUAGGGGUGUAUUAAAACCUAUAGUGGCAGAGCCCAGUACAAAAAUCCGUGAGGGAGGUGCUCGGAUAUCAGGAAUGCCAGUCUGUGGAGGGACAGUCCUAGGUCGCGCUUGUAUUAUCACUAAUGUAAACGAUGCUGUACAACUGAAGCCUGGUGAUAUAUUAAUAACACAGUGCACCGAUAUUGGUUGGAGCCCCUAUUUUCCAAUAUUGGGUGGUGUGGUCACUGAACUUGGAGGUCUCAUUAGUCACGGAGCUGUUGUAGCGAGAGAAUACGGUUUACCAUGUAUUGUUGGUGCUGAAGGAGCUACACAAAAAUUUUGUACAGGUGAUACAGUAUUACUAGCUGGAACUACCGGAGUCUUACAAGUCGUUGAAGAGACAAAGUAAAAAUUCAUUUUUUGUGAGUGGAAAUUGUAUGUAUGUACAUAGUUUUACACCAUCCUAAUAAUAUGCAAGUUUUUCUGUACAUGGGAAGCUGUCGCAUAGCAAACAAAUGCAUGUCUACCAGUUCUUUGUCUCUGUAUUUUACAAAAUAUAAAUAAUUAUACUACUAAUUCGAACUGAUUAAAGAAUCCAUUAAAUAUAUUGUGAAUCAUG